Molecule: messenger RNA, 3444 nt
Organism: Archocentrus centrarchus (flier cichlid)
Lineage: Eukaryota; Metazoa; Chordata; Actinopteri; Cichliformes; Cichlidae
Gene: eps8l1b
Product: EPS8 signaling adaptor L1b
Exons: 20
Coding region: 337-2310 (657 amino acids)
Biological process (GO): regulation of Rho protein signal transduction; positive regulation of ruffle assembly; Rho protein signal transduction
Cellular component (GO): ruffle membrane; vesicle; plasma membrane
Molecular function (GO): actin binding
Source: RefSeq, a predicted model, not a curated record
UUUACUGGACUCAGCUGCUGGACGACUUACAAUAAACGGACCCUUCAUAUAAAACCAAACUCACCUGGCAGGCAGCCAGUGUAGUCAGCGAACAGGUGGGGUGAAAGACUGGGCGGGACUGCACAAUGUGACACACCUCAGCUUGCCAAAGCUUUCAGUACCAGCGAGUGAGUGACAUACCUGUAGUCACACUGAGACUCGGGACAGGUUUUGUCAUCGGUGGGAUCAGACACACACAGCUGUUAACAUCAAGAGCCAGGCAUUGGAAGUAUUUCAAACUUGCUCUGUUCUCAUAGAAAAGCUGUUUCAUCUUAAGCAUCACCUGCUGACACAAAGAUGACAAAUGUCACUCGGCAUCUUGUUAACCACCUCCUGACGUUCUCGCUCCAAAACGGGGAAGUGCAGAGCGUUGAGGAAGCUCAGAACCGUCUUUCCUUUCUGGCUCAGAAUAAAAAGCUAUGGAGUCAACAGAUGUUGCUGGAUGUGGGAGCAGGGAGCAUUCAUCUCAGAGACAUACAGAGUCAGGACGAGCUGGAGAGCUACACCUUCAGAUCCAUCUACCGCUGUGAAGCCAUUAACACAGAAAAACACUUCCCAUCCCUCCUUAUGUUAGUCUGCCAAAGUGCAGAUCAGAAGAAGCCGGACAUUCACUUCUUCAACUGUGAAACGGUGAAGGCAGAGCAAAUCUGUGAUGACGUCUCACUCGCAGUUUCAGCUUUCUCCACCAGCAGGAGUAAGGUCCUCCAUGAUGACCACAGGCUUUCUCAGAGUGGAGGGGAGAUGCCUGACCCAUAUAAUAUACCAACCCACCCCAGGCUACAUGCUCCAAAUCCCCCACCUGCCAACCCUCCACCCUACCCUGGACCCAAAGCAAAUGGCGGACCUGAUAUCUCUUUCCUGCGAGCAGAGAGAGAAGUGGGGAUCCUCAAUCACUGCUUCGACGACAUCGAGACCUUCAUGGGCAAGCUGCAGGAGACUGCUGAGGCUGCAGUGAUGCUGAGCCAAAAGAAGAAGAAGAAGAAGAAGAAAAGUAAAAAGCAAAGCGCCGAAGAUGAUUUACUCACCACAAAGGCCCGCCCUCCAUCAGAGGAGGAAUUCAUUGAUAUCUUCCAGAAAUUCAAAUAUUGCUUCAGCCUUUUGGCUCGUCUGAAAUCAACCAUCACCAGUCCUUCAUCAGAGGAACUCGUUCACCAUGUGUUCAAACCUCUGGAUAUGAUGGUGAAAACAACAGGAGGACCAGCUUUUGGAGCCUCAGUGUCCAGCCCUGCCCUGACCAGCUCUGCUGUUUCCCUGCUACAAAAUACCCUGAGUGAUGAGGAGAGGCAGCUCUGGACGUCACUGGGACCCAACUGGACACUCCCUCGGUCUCAGCUCAGAGGGCCUAUAGCUCCAUACACUCCCGUGUUCCUGGCUGGCUGGAAGCCAGAAGCCUCGAGGCCAGACGGGCAGGUUUGGGAGGAUCCAGUCGAGUCACAGCACAAACUUGAAGCUCUUCAAGAAAAACAAGAGCAGCAGCCACCAGACGUUCAUAUUGGUGAUGAAACAGGUUCCCUCCCAGGGUCGGACAGAAUCUACUGCUGCAGUUACGACUUCAUAGCCAGGAACAGCAGUGAGCUUUCAGUGCAGCACGGGGAGACACUCGAGGUGAUCGAGUCAUCCAAGCGCUGGUGGAAGUGUCGUAAUCGGUUUAACCAGGUCGGCUUCGUCCCCUUCAACAUCUUGGAGCCCGUGGCUCACAUAGACAGCCCUGUCACUCACAGACCCCCCAGCGUUCCAGCUCCACCUCCACUCGCCAAGACUCUUCCUCUCGGCCCACCCGCCGCCCCUGCUCUUCCCCAAACCACCGCCACCCACUCGCCCCAGCAGCCACGCAGCUUACCAUCAUACAACCAACAUGUGCAAGCUGUCGAGGAAAAUGACAAAGUCAUGUUGGUGAAUCAUGAGCUGCUCGACAGGCUGACCAAUGGAAAGGCCAGUCUGAGCAAGCCUCUCGUCAUCCAUCGUUCCUCAGACACCACCAUCCCUCUGGACUACCACUCUCCUCCAGACGAGGUGGCUGAGUGGCUGAGGGGGAAGGGUUUCAGUGAGCCGACCGUGUCAUGUUUGGGAGUACUGACAGGCGCCCAGCUCUUCUCUCUCAACAAAGAUGAGCUGAGAGCUGUGAUUCCAGAGGAGGGUGCCAGAGUGUACAGUCAGCUCACUGUGCAAAAAUCACUGCUAGAGGAUGCCAAAAGAGCCACAGAGCUUGAGUCAGUCAUGGAGAAACAGAAAAUGAAGGUUGAUCUCAAGCUGGAGAGCAGUACGUUGUGAGAAACAUCAUCAUGACGAACGUCAUGAAGAACGUUAAAUGAAGAGGUUGUGUUCUCCCGUCACCAGAAACCAAACGUGUGGCAGUGACUUGACUAUCUAACAUCAUGUUUAUGAAGAGCAUCAUACCAUUAUGGGUCAUUAUGACAAUAUUAACUAAUGUUACACUCCCCUCCAAAAGCAUUGGAAAAGUGAGGCCGGUUCCUUUAUUUUGCCUGUAGACUGAAACCGUUUGGGUUUAAUGAGAUAAAAGAUCAACAUCUCAGCUUUUAUUUCCAGGUAUUUGCAUCUGGAUCUGAUACACAGUUCAGAAGAUAGCACCUUUUGAUCAGAUCCAGACGUAAAUAGCUGGAAAUAAUAAAAGCUGAGGUGUUGAUCUUUUGUCUCAUAUUCAUAUUCAUCUACUGAAAACCCAAAUGUUUUCAGUCCCCAGCAAAAAUAAAGGGGUUUGCUUCACUGUUCCAAUACUUUCGGAGUGGAGUGUAUUAGCCAGCAAAAUGCAAUGUAGGCUUUUAAUGUAACCAGAUGCUGUGCAAACUAAAGGGGACCUAUUUUGCUUUUACUUAUAUUGUGUCAUAUAUGUACUGCUGCAGUGGUGGAUGCUCAUAUUAAACAUGGACAGUUUCAAACAGAAAUCGGAGUAUGUACAAGUAAUCCAGGACUCAAACACUCAGGAUUCAAAGGGCACUAAAAGCCAUUUUUUUUUUUCUACUCAGCGCUUUGAAUGAUGUCACAAAGGGACCAUCAUACCUCAGGCACACAGCUCUGGCUGUUUAAACCUUCUGUUUGCAAGUGGCAGCCAGUCAGAAGAAAGCUGACGUAAAGGCAAGGAAAAUGUUUAUUUCGGGAUGACCUGAGGUUUUGCACUAAUGCUCAGUGUAAGAAUGAUCCUGAACUGUGCAUCCUGCAAAGCUUUUAUAAGAGAAUACAAGAAUAUGAAAAUGAGUCUAACAGAUCUUUAUUUUAAUGCUGAACUGCCCUGUAUGUUGAUUUUAGUGUGAACAGUUUUCUUUUUUCUGCCUAAUUAAUUUAAACGUAUUUAUCUUUGUACUACACGUGUGUAAUAAUUCAGUCACGAUUAACAUGUCUUAAGAACGACAUGACCUCGUCAACAAAAUUCAACACAAUAAAAUUUCA